Messenger RNA from Tetrahymena thermophila SB210, 414 nucleotides. RefSeq lists its product as hypothetical. The record is from RefSeq and is a predicted model, not a curated record. Lineage: Eukaryota; Ciliophora; Oligohymenophorea; Hymenostomatida; Tetrahymenidae. The transcript is spliced from 3 exons.
AUGAGAUUGAAGUACUAAUUGGCUUGUACAGACCGUAAAAUAAAGAAAAAGAGACUAGAAAAUAUCAAUAUAAAAAAUAAAACUGAAUAAGGUCUUAGAAGGUUAGAAUAGGUCCAUAUAGUUAGAAUCAGCAUGCUCAUUCCAUAAUAGGAGAGUUGUGCUAGAUUCAUAGACAUAGUAAAAGAAUAUGAAGAUGAAAAAACAGAUCUACUGAAUUAUUUACAAAUAAGAAAAUACUCUUUUUAAUAAUACUUUUUCAUCAAAUUAAUAAUUCCUAUAGAAAUAUACUACUACUAAACCGGAGGCUUGCUUGAGCAGUUUUAUUACUUAGCAUAAUCAGUCAAAAAGCUCUGUUAGUUGCAAGAGAGCAUUUGGAUGUUAAUUUCCAGAAAUGGAAUCAAGAAGACAAAUUGA